AUGAAGGUUGUGUGUAUGGCAGACGGGGUAGAGGAUGGCAAGCAGGUAAUCAGGGAGCAGGUUGCUGCCAGGAAGUUUGCACCUGGCGACCCGAGCGCUUUUCUAGAAUAUACCCAAGUCAUGCACGCUGAGGUGAAAUCUUUCUUGGAGACCGAUUUCGCCUCCUACCUCAACAUUGGCGAUCUCGACAUGGAAGGUCUUCGCCUAUUGUGCAGUGACCCAGAUGUUGAACGUGAAUUCCCUGAAGGAAGUACUUCUGGGGUCGGACCUUCCGCCCCUGCCCCAGGUAUGUAA
Molecule: messenger RNA, 294 nt
Organism: Lactuca virosa
Lineage: Eukaryota; Viridiplantae; Streptophyta; Magnoliopsida; Asterales; Asteraceae
Source: the annotation of a GenBank genome assembly